AUGUCAUAUAUUAGUUUUAAGGUGAUAUCAGAGACGAGAUAUUCACAAAUAGUUCGUAUAUGCGGUAAUCAUCCACUUCUUGGUUAAUGGAAUCCUCAUGACUCAUAUCAAUUGCACACUUCUAGUGAAACUUAUCCUGAAUGGGGCCACGAAAGCAAAAUUCAAAUUGAUCCAAGUUUUCGAUUAGAAUUCAAGUGCCUAAUUCAAGAUGGAGAUGAUUACAUUUGGGAGAGCAUCCCAAAUCGAAUCCAUAAGUGCGACUUUAGGCGCAAUUUCCUCUAUAUAACAUUCGAUAAACCCUCAAUGAAUAUUAGAACAUUUUAAAAAUAUGAAAUCUCGAAUGAAUUUGUUUAAGAGGAGCUAAUGAAAGUUUAAAAACUUAAUCGAUCAAGAGAUUAUGAUCCCUUUGAUAAUGCUUUAGAUUCAUCUGAUAACGAAAGCAAUGCAGAAUUAACGAUAGAAGAAAGAGGACCUGCCACUGUCUCAAUUCGUUAAUUGGAAGCAGAUUGGAGAGAAAUAAUAAAGAGUCAUUUUGAAUGUAAACAAAAAUUAAAGUCAAUAUCUAAAUUUAAAAAAAUUUCAGAAUAAUACGGAUCUUCCGAUUUGAUUUUUGAUUAUAAAAGAAAGCGCUCUUCUUCUACUCAAAUAUUUACAGACUCUUAUGUGAUUUGUUUGUCUUUGAAGAUACCUUUAAAAAUAACUUUAAUUGAUUAAUUCUGUAAAGUGACAAAUAAAAAGGAUUUAACAAACAAAUAUAAGUUUGAAUCUACUUCAGAUCCAUAUUAUAUCAAUAUGUACAAUCUUUUUAGUAACAGAUUAAGUUUGAAGGCAAUUUGGAUUGGAUGGAUCGGAAUUCAAAUUGCAGAUGAAAAUGAAUAUGCUCUAAUCUAGUAAUAUAUUUAUGAAUAGUACAAAUGCUUUGGAAUCUAAUUAGAUGAAGACAUCCUAGGCUGUUUUCCUUAGUUGAUAAGUCCAGUCUUCAAUAAUUUAACUCCACAUUUGCGAUUGCACUCGGAGGAUGAUUACAUGGAAAUCAAUAAGAUCUUUGCAAAAUAUGUUUAAGAAGCAUUACAAUGCACACUAUUUGCAAACUAAUUUAGUCAUUUGCACUCGAUAUUCAUUUUUGACUAUCAUCUCUUUCUGAUUCCAAUCUAUAUAAAGGAAGGAUUAAUUCGAAAAAAUGAGAAUAGACCAAGGAUAUGUACAAUAAUGAGGAGGUCAUUCCCAAAUCCUAAAUAGUUUCGAAUUCUAUCAUGCAGUGAAACUAUAUUAUCAUCUAUAUUAAUGAGUGAUCUGAUCUCAUUGAUAUAAUUAAAAGAUUUGUAUUAAUUUGUGCAUUGUCUACCCUAAAAAUAUCAAAAACUAACACAAGUCUCUGGUAUGAGUGCAUUUACAAUUGAAGUCUUAGGCAGAAAAAUCAUUUUGGAUUAUGGGAGUGUUGGCUUGAACAUUAAACAAAUAUCAAACCUAAUAACGGUAGACGAUAUUAAUUAAGAUUAAUAAUUUACCCUACUUGGAGUUGAUAGUUUAUCGCUCUUAAGUGGUCUGCUAUAGAAAUUCAAAAUAAUUGAGUAGAUGCAUCUACUAAAGUAAUAUAAGAUCUAAUUAAUUCAAAUCUUAUACACCAAUAAUGAUGAAGAUUAUUAGAGUAAUUCUUAGAUAGCUAGAUACUUAGAAGAAGUAAUGGCACUAGCAGAAAAAAUUAAUCAAAAUUGUUAAUAGGAAUUAAUUACUAUUAAACUUGAUCUAACAUAAAGUGAAUUAGUCAGUCUCUAUGGAAAGGCGGAUGUUUUCAUAAAGACCUCGUUGAGGGAAAGCAUUUGCUCAAACUAUUUAGAAUACAUCUAUGUUAGAUAGUUUAAAAAGAGAGCUGCAAAAUUAGUCCUAAGUUAAUGGUGUUCAUUGAAAGUUGAUCAUAGAAAAAUCAAUCCUAACAAUGCGUCUGAAUCAGCUAAGACAAUCUUGAAUUAUUUGAUUGAUCAAAAACCUACAUUUAUUAAUGUUCCAAAUAGCGAUGAUUGGUUACAUAGACUAAAUGAUCAUUUGAGUUAUUGCGAGGAUUUUUGGUUCGAUAAAUAAUUGUAUGACUCAGCAAAAGAAUUAACGAUUGGUUUAAAAGAUAAGCAUUUUUGCUCAAUUGAGACAACCAAUAUUGUUUCGAAAUUUGCUAAUACUAGCUAUCUUGAUAAUCAGAGAAUCAUAAUUCUUGCAUACACUCAAAAAUUUUUAUAGAAGAUCUAAAAACUAGAUUAAUUAGUUCAAGCAUUUGAAAAAUUAGCAUAAGAUGAGAACAAUACUCUUAUUAUUGUUUCUGAUUAAGAAUGCGAACUCAUGGAAUUGAACUUUGGUUCCAUCAAUAAUUUGUAUAUGAUUGCUUAAGAUGGGCUCUUUAUAAAAUAAAAUAAUCAAACUGGUUUCUAAUAAAUUGUAGAUAGAGAUGAUUAAAUAUAAGCAAAAUUAAAGUAAUUGUCCCUUUUGGAACAUUUGAAUUUAACAGAAAAGAAUUAAAUUUAUACUUUAUCCUUUAAAGAGCAGAUCAAAGAUACAAAUGCUGCUGCUAAUGUUUUCCUUUCUAAUUUAAUUAAAGAACUAAAAUUAGAAUUUGAUGAUUAUUUGGUGUUUUAAGAGAACUAUACAAUUAAGAUCAAACAUCAAUAUUAACAAAUAGAAGAAUUACUCAAAAUGAUAAUAAUUAAUGAAACAAAUCAGAAAGGUUUGGUUUCAUUUGCUAAUAUCAUUUCAUUUGAUAGAGGAUGGUUAGAAAAGAUUAUGCAAAUAUUUUAAUAUGCAAAUAUGCCUUUAAACAAAAAAUUUCAUUGUGUCUCAAUAUCAGAUCAAAUCGAAAAGAAUAGCAACUUAAUAUAAUCAAAUUGCUAAACAGAUAUGUUAUGGAAAGUUAAGAUCAAAAAAUGA
Molecule: messenger RNA, 2913 nt
Organism: Paramecium tetraurelia
Lineage: Eukaryota; Ciliophora; Oligohymenophorea; Peniculida; Parameciidae
Exons: 8
Biological process (GO): trehalose biosynthetic process
Cellular component (GO): cytosol
Molecular function (GO): starch binding; catalytic activity
Source: RefSeq, a predicted model, not a curated record